Messenger RNA from Rotaria sp. Silwood2, 255 nucleotides. Lineage: Eukaryota; Metazoa; Rotifera; Eurotatoria; Philodinida; Philodinidae. The record is from the annotation of a GenBank genome assembly.
AUGGAAUUAAUUCAAAUUCUUAUAAUCUUAUUGAUCAAUCUUUUUUUUUAUAAUAAUAAUAAUAUUCCUUAUUUUCCUAAUUUAAAAUCAAUUAAGAUAAAUCAAUGUGUAUUAUCUCAAUCAUUAAUUAGAACAUUAUCUUUACUUAUUCAAUAUCAAUUAGAUCAACUUAAACUAUCAAUAGAUGAAAAUACGAUAAAAUUUAUUCGAGAUCCAGAAGAUCCACGGAGAAUUAUUCGUCAUACAAGUAAUUAA